This is a messenger RNA of Poeciliopsis prolifica (blackstripe livebearer), 6486 nucleotides long. RefSeq names its product xenotropic and polytropic retrovirus receptor 1 homolog. Gene Ontology annotation, biological process: phosphate ion transport; cellular response to phosphate starvation. NCBI's taxonomy places the organism in Eukaryota, Metazoa, Chordata, Actinopteri, Cyprinodontiformes, Poeciliidae. The coding region runs from base 394 to 2463 and encodes 689 amino acids. The record is from RefSeq and is a predicted model, not a curated record. The transcript is spliced from 16 exons. Gene Ontology annotation, molecular function: inositol hexakisphosphate binding. Gene Ontology annotation, cellular component: Golgi apparatus; plasma membrane; cytoplasm.
AUGGACGAGCGUCAGAAAGAAAGAAGGUAGAGAAGGCGGGCAGCGGGACUUAGCUAACACUAACGCUGUCAGCUUGUUUAUCAGAGCUUUAGUGCUGUGUUAACGACAUUGAUGCUGCACUUUCAGCAAAAUUAACGCAGAGUGUUCACCUUGAAGUGUGACUCAACAGAAACUUCGUUUAGAGAUAAAAAAAAAAGACAAUGUGUUGUGAGCGGGGAUAGAGAAAAGACAAAAAGGGCAUCUGACCGAAUCAGCAGCCGCCACCGCUCGUGCUGUAGUCUGUGUGUGGGACGCCGUCAGUUCAGUAGCACAGAGCGAGCUCUGCUGUCGAGCACAACCAGCUGAUUUCUGUCAGUAAAAGCAGCAGAAGGGGAGAAACAGCAGGCUGUCAAAAUGAAAUUCACAGAACAUCUCUCAGCUCACAUCACGCCCGAGUGGAGGAAACAGUACAUCCAGUAUGAGGCAUUUAAGGAGAUGCUGUAUGCUGCCCAGGACCAAGCUCCAUCCAUUGAAGUGACAGAUGAUGAUACAGUCAAGAGGUAUUAUGCCAAGUUUGAGGAGAAGUUUUUCCAGACUUGUGAGAAAGAGCUGGCCAAAAUCAAUACCUUCUAUUCUGAAAAGCUGGCCGAGGCUCAGCGACGAUUCGCCACGCUGCAGAACGAGCUGCAGUCAUCGCUGGAUGCCCAGAGGGAGAGCUCUGCCACCGGGCUGGGCCUCAGAAGAAGGAAAACUGUGUUCGCCCUUUCACAGAAGGAGAGAUGCAAACAUAGAAACAUUAAGGAUCUGCAGCUGGCCUUCUCCGAGUUCUACCUCAGUCUUAUACUGCUGCAGAAUUAUCAGAACUUGAACUUCACAGGAUUCAGGAAGAUUCUCAAGAAGCAUGACAAGAUUCUGGAAACUUCCAAAGGGGCAGAUUGGAGGGUGGCCCAUGUUGAAGUGGCUCCCUUUUAUACAUGCAAGAAGAUCACUCAGCUCAUCUCUGAGACUGAGGCUCUGGUCACAACUGAGCUGGAAGGCGGCGACCGGCAGAAGGCCAUGAAGAGGCUGAGAGUUCCUCCACUGGGAGCUGCACAACCUGCUCCAGCUUGGACCACCUUCAGAGUGGGACUUUACUGUGGAGUAUUCCUCGUCUUGAUUGUCACUGUUGUCAUUACAGGAGCCGUGAAGAUUAGUGGUUCUAAAGUCUGGCCUGUGGUCAGGAUCUACAGAGGAGGCUUCCUGUUAAUAGAGUUUCUCUUCCUUUUAGGCAUCAACACUUACGGCUGGAGGCAGGCAGGAGUUAAUCAUGUCCUCAUAUUUGAACUUAAUCCCAGAAACAAUCUCUCCCACCAACAUUUGUUUGAGAUUGCAGGCCUGUUGGGGGUGCUAUGGUGCGUCAGCUUGCUGUCAAGUCUUUUCUCUGAUAACAUCAGGAUUCCAAUGCAGGCCAAUCCUCUGGUUCUUUAUGGCGUCUUUUUCCUGUUUCUCAUCAACCCGUCAAAGACCUGUUACUACAAGUCCCGCUUCUGGCUGCUCAAGCUACUGUUCAGAGUGGUGACCGCUCCAUUUCAUCAUGUUGGAUUUGCAGACUUCUGGCUGGCUGACCAGUUAAACUCUUUGGUGGUGGUUUUGAUGGAUCUGGAGUACAUGAUCUGUUUCUACAGCUUUGAGCUGGAGUGGACAAAAGAGGAAGGACUUUACAGUGACACAGAAAGCGUGUGUAACACCUACUCCUAUGGCGUGCGGGCGGUCAUCAAGUGUCUUCCUGCGUGGUUCCGAUUCGCCCAGUGUCUGCGGCGCUAUCGGGACACCAAGCGAGCCUUUCCUCAUCUGGUUAAUGCUGGGAAGUACUCCACUUCCUUCUUUGUCGUGACUUUCUCCGCCCUCUACAGCACACACAAAAACUCCGAACCUGAACACAAGAUCUACCUGUACUUGUACAUUGCCUGUUUAAUUGUAAGCUCUUGUUAUACACUGAUCUGGGAUCUGAAGAUGGACUGGGGCCUGUUUGACCGAAAUGCAGGAGAGAACACCUUCCUACGGGAGGAGAUAGUCUACCCGCACAAGGCUUAUUAUUACUGUGCUAUAGUGGAGGAUGUGCUCCUGCGUUUCGCCUGGGUUUUCACAAUCACUCUCACCUCGCUCACGAAGUUUCAAAAGAUGGCCGACAUUCUGUCUACUCUGCUGGCUCCGCUGGAGGUCUUCAGACGCUUCGUGUGGAAUUUUUUCCGACUUGAGAACGAGCAUCUGAAUAACUGUGGUGAGUUCAGGGCGGUCCGAGACAUCAGUGUGGCCCCUCUCAACGCCGAUGACCAGACGCUGCUGGAGCAGAUGAUGGACCAGGAGGACGGAGUCAGGAACCGGCAGGGCAAGAAAAGCUGGAAAAGAAGCUACAGCAUGAGUCUGCGCCGGCCACGGCUGGCCUCACAAUCAAAGACUCGCGACACCAAAGUUCUGAUUGAGGACACCGAUGAUGACUCCUGACAUCAGGCCACGCCCCUCGCUUGGGUCCAGAAUUUAUUCAAAGGAGGAAACUCUACCUCCUAAACUAGAGAUUACCCAGCGAGCGGGCGUCAAACUCAAGAACGGGACGAGGUUUGACCUCUGAAUCAUUUUCUCAUCCACAAGCCUCUGCUGGGGUUCACAGUUAUUUCAAGGAAAGAAUUGUCUGCGUUUUAAAGCAGCUCUGCGGCUCCUCCACCUUCAAUAAAAACUUUUCCCGACCCAGUGUGGGCAUGAUCCUUCCUGAUGAUUAUCCAGCAUUAAAUUCCUCGAUUAUGACCUCUGUUCAUUUGGACCAAACAGUGAGAGAAAAUCUCUUCUUCCUGAACAAGAAAACUGAGACUGGCUCUUCCUCUUCCCCUCCAUCAUGAAGCAGCAGACUGUUCUGAUCAAUAUAUGCCAAGCCAACCACUCCGCCUGACCCCACCUCGUCAUCACAAAGCUGCCUUUUGCACCUUACAUGCUUUGGAAACACCAACAUGCACUUUGUAGAAAAACUCAUCUACUAGAGCAGUGAUUCAUUUCAAUGUAUCUGCAUGUAUGAGGAACCCAGGGUGACGAUCAACACACUGACUAUCAUCAGACAUGUUUGUAAUCAUGAGACAAACUCAUUUGGUCGAGUUUAUGAAAAUUUUCAGAAACAAUCAAGCAGAAAAAAGAGUGAAGAUCUGACUGUUUGGAACAGCAGCUGGAAUGAAGUUUCUUAUGAAACAAUUAAGAUCCCACUGCCAACUUCCACUGGGAAUGUGUGAAGAAAUAUUUUCUGUUAGAAGACAGUUCUCCUGAAUGUGUGUGUGUGUGUGUGUGACUGAGAGAAAUGCCCAAACACCACCUGCUAACUCAGUGUCUGUCCUCAGAAAUCCAAACUGAAAGUCUAAGGGCCCAGAACAGGAAGGCUAAUUGUUCUAUUGUUAGCACUUGUUUAGUUGAAGUACAUUAAUGAUGAUGAAGAGGGGAGGUCACCUGUCUGUCCCACACUCAUUUACACUGCCAACAUGAUCAUAAGAGUGAAAAGAUGCAUUCGCUGCAGGAUCAUAUGGCAAAUGAAAUCAUCCAGUUUGGAAUCUACCAUAGAACUGGUGCUAGUGGUGAGCUGGUGCUGUCCCAACAUCAGCUCAUUGGGCCCAAAGAAAGUAUUCAAACCCAAUUUACUGUUUAUGCAUACCAAAGUUUUACUUUGCUUACAUUUACCAAUAAAUAAAUUAUUUACCAAUAAUUAGCUAAUUGGAUCUCCCUUUAUUUCUAAAGUACAUUUAAAAGCAUUCUAUUUGAAACAAAAUGCUGUCCAUUAGGCGUGGAGUUAAUAUUAGAGUUAUAGCUGUUUUUUAAAAAAUUUAAAGCAGUAAUGUAAAGUUUUAAGCCUGUUAAGUUGAGCAGUAAUGCAGUGAGUGUAAGCAACACUGAGAUUAAUCACAGGUUAUGUCUGAGGAACACAGGUUGUUGUCUCUGUUAAGAAAUGUUCUCCACCUGAACAUUUCUGCUUCAAAAGCAAGAAAUCUGUGUCAGAAUUCUGAUGACCCGUCCACGGGUUCUGCCUCAACUCUUCAUAGGUUUUAAGAUGUAAUCACUGUGACUGACUGAUCUGUUGGUGUUUUGUUACUGAAAAUCUUGGCUUUCUGUUAAAAAAUUACCAGUCAGCAGUUCUGUAGUAGAAGGAGUUAUCAGACACAUCUUCCAUGACCCAGUGUGUGCUGGACCUCACUAGGAACACCCAGAAUAAGAUGGAAGUAAUUGGAAGUUAAACCAUGGUGGAAAUGUUAACUGAUCUGCCUCCAAGGUGCUGCUGGGAACCUGUAUACAUUUGAGCUAACAUGCACACUCCCAUCAUAGUUUUCAUUUGAAGCUAGUAUGUCGUCCUAAUGUCACCAGCCAGGUUGUGUAAACUGAAACAUCUCCUUAAGGAGUCCUGUAAGGAUGAAUGUUUUCUGUUUGUCAGUGAGCAGCACUGGAUGCUAAUGCAGUUCAUGUUUUUCAUGUCUUUGCAGCUCAUAUCGUAGCCUUUGUUCGAACACAAUAGAGCAGAACCUUUAGAUUCUGGUGGUACAAAGAGGCUGAUGAUACUUUGUGUCUAAUGUUGUGGAUUUCUACCUGGUUGAACAUUGGAGAGCCACUUGGACUUUUGUCACACUUAGUUUCUUUACUGGUUGGUUUAACCAAGAGUGCAGAAAGGAAGAUCCAUGCCAUUUUGAUCAGAAGGAAGCUGGCAUGUGAGUUGGCUCCUCCUCCUGUUGGCUGGCUGGCUCUGCUGUAGAGAGAGGAUGAGGAGCUCACCUUCAUAUUUUCAGUAGUUACAAUUAGAUCAUCAUCAUAAAAACUCUUGAGGGGUUUUGGCUGUUAAUGUCAGCAUUUUGGACCAUAUAAGUGCUGUUUAGUUUUGUGUGUGGACGUUUCCUUGUGUUUUGAUGAGGGAACAGUUGCAGAGCCAUAAGGUGGAGCCUCAGUGUUUCCCACUAAGGCCUGAGAUAAGUGGGAAGUGAUUUGAACUCAGGAUAUUUUCAGCAUGUUUGCACCUUCACCUGCUGAUUGUAAAGCAUCACAGCAGCUUCAUGGCUGCCUGUCACACAUUCCUGCCCCUUAUUGUCAAUUGUACAUUAACUUAAAAUCUCCAGUAUUUUACAUUGAGAAAAUGGACCAAUAAGUUGACUGAUCUAAAUUUAUUAAUUCUUUCACUUAAAUUGUUUCAGCUUCAUUUAGGUCAUGUUAAAGUUUUAUAACAUUCCAUAGAAAGAUGCAUUCUGUCAAACAGCAGCCCAUCAUGAGUAAAGACGCUUAACACUGGCUCAGACAGAUGACUUAUCCUUCCUUUUUCUUCCUUCUGUUACAUAUUUCCCAAAUCAAAGAGUCGCCCAUGUCAUCAAAAUCCUUGAAAAUGCUUGUUGUAAUUUUUAUUUCUUCCGUUUGUCUUCAGAUACAAAGUUCACUUAGGUCUUACCAUUUGGUAAAAGCAAUGUUUUCUUAAGUUAUGGGCCAUAACAUGUUUUUUAAAAUGUUUUUAUUUUAGAAAAGGUGUUAAAGAACUUUGAUUUCAAUGGUGGAAUUUGCAGGACCAAACCCAAAUUGUUUCAGAAUGUCUUAGGAAUGUCACAGUUGAAGAUCUGAAUCAGGAGUAUGUUGCUCUAUAACGACGAUCCCAACCAAUUCCUGGCAAGGCUCCAGAGGAGACUGGAACAAUCAGAAAGCCGUGCUUUGCUUCUGCCUUCGGGGAACUCUGUGGAGUUUUCUCUGGCCUGUUCUGAUAAAGAGGUCACUGUGUCAAAUACAUGAGUCAGAAACUGUAGAAACAUGAAGAAUUUAAGUUGCAUGUCUGCAGAAUCCUAAACUGACUUUGGACUGAGCAAUAAGUCAACAGUGUUACAGUGUCAAUUGUUGAGAAACAGUGCUCUGAUUAAUUCAAUGUUCUCUGUAUGCAUCACUCGGCAAUCAGGGUUGCUUCUGAGGUCUACUGAGCCGACUGCUUCAGGCCAACACCUUCCUCUCUGCUCCAUCUGUCCCUCUGGAAGGCUUCCCCCCCAUGAUUUUCCAAAGUGUGACUUUUCCUUGGUUGAUGAACAGACUAUGGACACAUCUACUAACCGGUGUCUGCUUCCAGGAAAACUUAUGAUGCUCUUGGUCAGUGGAUGAUGUUACAAACUGAAUGAAAGUUACUGACAGUUUAUAUGUGACACUUAUGACUUUCAAAGAACAGAUGAUUAAAAAAAAAUCAACUUUCACAGCGAUCAACACUUAUGACAUUAUCGGGUUUGUUUGUCUCUGCUAACCAGUUUUUGAAAAGAACACAGACGACUUUAUCCACACCCUUAUCCUACUGCGCCACACUCUGGAACUCCUGAUUACAUCUUAUAUAUGUGUGUAAAUAUAUAUAUAUAAUUAUGAAAUGAUUGAGAAGUGUAUAAUCAAUGACUGUGGUAUUGUUGUCUUGUCUGUAUGUUAGCAGUGUGAUGAUACAGAGGUGCCUGGUUCACCAAACUGUUCCAAUUUUGUAGUAAAAAUGGCUAAAGUUGCAAA